Thrips palmi is the source of this 1748-nucleotide messenger RNA. RefSeq names its product abscission/NoCut checkpoint regulator. Bases 233 to 1324 code for a protein of 363 amino acids. Gene Ontology annotation, molecular function: phosphatidylinositol-3-phosphate binding; metal ion binding. NCBI's taxonomy places the organism in Eukaryota, Metazoa, Arthropoda, Insecta, Thysanoptera, Thripidae. The record is from RefSeq and is a predicted model, not a curated record. The transcript is spliced from 8 exons. Gene Ontology annotation, biological process: abscission; mitotic cytokinesis checkpoint signaling. Gene Ontology annotation, cellular component: centrosome; midbody; cleavage furrow.
CGCAUGACGCACCAUACCAAUGUCAAAACACAGCAGAGAAAGGUUAGGAGGGAAUUGUUGUCGUUGUUGUCGAUGCUCCUGACGUUCCUUGAUUAAGUGAUUGAAACAACCUAGAUCACUCGAUUUUCUCUUUAAUUAAUGUUUGCUGUUUCAAACCUUUCGAGGAGAGUGACUGUCUCUCUAAAGAGUACCACAAUUAUAGUGAAUAACAAAUUGUGAAAUUUUCCAUAGUAUGCCCUGCCAUGGAUGUGCAACUUCCUUUGGUCUCUGGACUAAAGAUGUUGGUUGCGUCUCUUGUGGCUUCUCUUUCUGCAAUUCCUGUUUGAAACAAAAAUGUGCUGUUCCUAAAUUAAACGGUAAAGUUUCCAAAGUGUGCCAGCAGUGUUUCAGUACUUUAUCAAGCAGCGAAUCUUCUACAGACUCCAAAAUGUCUCAGCAUGAAGGACCACCCGACAUAUUUCUCAAGAGACUAGAUGCCCUUGAUGGUCAAUUCAAGCCACCUGUUACCAUGUAUCGUGCUGAGCCUCGCAUGCAAAAACUUUUAAAAGGCUUGAACAGUAUUGAUUUAGACAUAGUGAGACGCUUGGAGAAAUUACGUGAAGACCGCCGAACAUCUGAAAAUGUUCCUUCCGAUGAUGAAUUGGCUCGUAGAUUAGCCAUGCUAAAAGGGGUGGACCUGGAUGACCACACUCCUAAAAAGACCUCUACUCACCAAGCUCCUGACAAUCGAUCAGCAGAGCAGCAGAGCAAUGAUCUGUUCUCACAAUGCAAAGAGGAGGUGGAAAUUGAUUCAAAGAUACCAAACCCUGAUGAUGAAAUUAGGGAGCGAUUAAAUAGGCUCCGAGGCCAGAUUGAUGUUCCUGCUCAGGUUUCAUCAACUGAAGGUAGUGAAAAAGUAGUUACUCUAGAUGAAAUCGCCCAAAUACUUUCACAAGUUAAAAUGGAGGCUUCAGAAAAGGGCACACAACCGGACUUUGCUACUAUUGUGAGUCUUGAAACACUCAGAGCUCAGGUGGUCAAAGAAACUGAUAAAAUCGGAGAAGAAUCUGAUUCUGAUGAGGAAGCAGCUGCUGCAAAAAUCAUUUCAAAAGUACAAGCCCAAGUGGACUUGGAGAAAAGCUGUGGCAUUGAAGUAUCUGAUGAAGAAGAAGCAAUGGAUGCAGAGAAUGAUAAGGAAGAGCUACCAUGGUGCAUAAUUUGCAAUGAAGAUGCUAAAAUUCGGUGUUUAGGGUGUGACCGCGAUCUGUACUGUAAAAGUUGUUUCCAGGAAGGCCACAUGGAUGAAGAUAUGAAAUGUCACAGUUUUGAGCCUUACAAGAAGUAAGCUUUACUCCAUGGCAAUGGAUACUCAUUAAUUGCCUGCACCUUCAUUCCUUAAUCUCACUCCAAAAAUGGUACACUGAAAAACUUCUUCUUUGUUUAUUGGGGAAAUAUGAAUGUCGAGCCAUGUCACCACCCUAGGUGUAAUUUAUGUGCUUAAAGCUACUAUAUCUGAAUCACCAAAUUUGCUAGCUGAUGUAACUAAAAAUAUGAAUUAAGACUUUUCUAUGUAUUACUUAGCAUUUACAGCAACCAAUGAUAGUUAUAGUUAGCAUCUUAAAAGCAUUGCACAUAUUCAGAAGCAAGAGAGAGGGACAGAAGGGGGGGGGGGGGGGCUACACACAAAUUAUAUUUCAGCUUGUUGCGAUUUUACUGGCACCAGUUUAUAUAUAUAACCUUGUUUUAAUAAAAAAAUAUUUAAAAUCUUA